This is a messenger RNA of Hemiscyllium ocellatum (epaulette shark), 1896 nucleotides long. It is a transcript of the gene ccdc12, whose product is annotated as coiled-coil domain containing 12. Bases 25 to 522 code for a protein of 165 amino acids. The transcript has 7 exons. Gene Ontology annotation, cellular component: U2-type spliceosomal complex; post-mRNA release spliceosomal complex. The record is from RefSeq and is a predicted model, not a curated record. NCBI's taxonomy places the organism in Eukaryota, Metazoa, Chordata, Chondrichthyes, Orectolobiformes, Hemiscylliidae.
UUGUAGGCGCUGGGCAGCCGGAAGAUGGCGGAUGGAACUGGGAAGCUGCAGGAGGAGGCGCUCAGGAGGAAGGAGCGGCUGAAGGCUUUGAGAGAGCGGCAGCUACAGAACCGAAACCAAGAUGAAGGAGAGCCAGAAAAUAAACAGCUCAGAGAAGACAAGGAUACGAAUGAGGAGGUGAAGCACCGAGAAUUAAAACUCCGCAACUAUGUCCCAGAAGAUAGAGAACUGAAAGAACGACAGGUGCCCAAUGCCAAGCCAGCUUCAGUGGACGAAAAGGUGAAGGAUCAACUUGAAGCAGGGAAGCCUGAGCCAAUCAUUGAAGAAGUGGACUUGGUGAACCUUGCUCCCAGGAAGCCUGACUGGGAUCUGAAGAGGGAUGUAGCUAAGAAACUGGAAAAGCUGGAGAAGAGGACACAGAGAGCAAUAGCAGAACUGAUCCGCGAGAAACUAAAAGGUAAUGAAGAUGAUCUGGCAUCUGCAGUUGGAGCUGUGAAGCAGGAGGAUUAUGAUUCAGAGUGAUUCAGAAUUUCACUUGACAAUGGAGGUGUGGGGGAGACGAAACACAACAGCUGACUUCUUAGAAUGAGAACACUAUUGCUGUACUCACUGAGUGAUCACAGUGAAGAGGAAAGAGAAUUCUCAGCCUUUUUUUCCCCAAGAUGAUUCUCCAGUCCUCUCUACAGUGAUUGUCCAGCCGUCUCCAGCUUUCCUGAAACUCCAUUCAACUUGUUGCUGAGUAAAGAACUUGCUGAAAUCCAUUCUAAAUUUGCAUCUCCCAUUGUUACAGUUCAUAUUGAUAUGGCUCAGUAUUUACUUUUUCUGUACCAAUUACUAUUAUCAAUACUUCCCUGGAUCACUCUUGGUUUCUUAUUUUCUCGGUCAAAAUGUCAGUUGUUUUUCUUGCUGCUCAGUCCAUCUGACAUGAGAGAUCACCUUUUAGCCUAUUCUCUACUCUGAUUUCAGAGUUUGGAUGAUUCUUUGUGUUAUGCUGACCAGAGCUGGACAUAGUAGUCAGUGCAACUUGUCUCAAGCACUGUGCAGUUAUUCACCAGUAACUGGUCACUUUGGAGUCCUGAGUCAUCCUCCUAUGUUUUCUCCAGUUUUUCAUGCGGUGAAUUGUUAAUUGGUUAAAGGAGAAAAGCUACCUACACCUGCAAUAUAAUUAACAUGUCCCUGAGAGACCAUAAGUAUUUCCUUAUGAUCAUGGACACUCAUCAGCUCACUUGAUCUUGCAGGAAAUCUAACCAAUGUGAAUUGGAGGGAUUAAAAGAAUGGGGAGCUGUGAGGUUUUACAAAAACCUUCAGUAUCUGAAAGUUGAAGCCAGUAACAUUAAAGUGCACUGAAAUUAUAGAGUGAAAUUUACAUCAAUGUCGACAGAGACACAACCUGAGCUCCGGAAUAAGUUUUUGUAGUGUUUAAAAAUUUUCAAUCUGCAAAAACAAUCAAAAGUAUACAUAAUUUGCUGGUUGUUAUGGAGAUCCUGUGUAGUAUCUGAAAGAGGAAAGGAAAGUGAAUAUUUUAGUUAAUGACCUUUGGUGGGAAUUCUGAAGAGUCCAUACCUGCAGCUUUUCUUUUAAAAUAAUUUAUUAUUGAGUUUCAGUUCAGCUUAUUCCUUUCUGGGUAUCAUUGAAGAUUGUAGGUCUCAUGUUGGGUGUCUGUCUUCCUCUGUGUAGGGUUGUAAAUGUGUAUCUCCUUAUCUCUGUAUGAGGGAUGCAUCCACAUCUCCGUCUGUGUCCAUCUCUGUCAAUGACUGAUGUCAGCACUUAGAGUUGGGAUUUCACAAAACAGAUUUUUACCUUUUUGUUAACUGAUUAUGCUUUCUGCUCUGCAAUAUUUUAGACAGCUUUUUCUGUACUUUUUUUUAUGAACUGAUGCACCAAUUUAUAAUAAAA